This is a messenger RNA of Orussus abietinus, 1143 nucleotides long. Its product is annotated as C-type lectin domain family 4 member A. Lineage: Eukaryota; Metazoa; Arthropoda; Insecta; Hymenoptera; Orussidae. The record is from RefSeq and is a predicted model, not a curated record. The coding region runs from base 161 to 976 and encodes 271 amino acids. The transcript is spliced from 6 exons.
AACGGUCGGCCAAAAGUAUCCCCGAAGAAAGCGACUCGCUUCCAAGGUGGGGAGAAAGUGACCCAGAGAGGACCGAAGUCGAAGACGUCAGUCUCUCGAAGAUCUUCGAACGAGCCUGAAUGCGCUUAUUUAGAAGCCGAGGAUUUUGCGAUCACCAAAGAUGUUCCGGACGGCUUCGGUCGUCCUAUGGGCGAUACUCGUAGCGACAGCAGAAACGUGGACGCCAACCUCGACGACGUCUCUAAUUUCCCAUGGACCCUGGAGCGAGAUCCUCGAAGAAUUCGUCGUUCUUGGAAAUAAAAGCUCCAAUGCGAGAUCAUCCAGGGUGAUGAAACUCGGAGACAAAAUGUUAACGAUCUCCUCCAGAGCGACCGCACCGAACAAAAGAGACGUUUCCGAAACGGACCUGUACCUGCUCGGCGCAAUCGAGAAACUGGUAUACAGGGUGGAUUUUUUGGAGAAACGUCUGAGACGAGCGGAAGAUCUUCUGCAUUACGUUAUCGCUGGCAACGAUCACGCCCAAGAAUCCUGCCCAGAGAAUUAUACGAGGAUCGGUCGGAAUUGCUAUCACUUCAGCUUUCGAGAAUUUGACUGGAAAUCGUCGGCCAGCCUCUGUCGCGGAAUGGGCGGAAAUCUGGUGGAACUGGAAACCGUUGAGGAGAAUCAAGACGUUAUAGCGUACCUGCAAACCGAUAAGAAGGUUAAAGGAAAACAUUUUUGGACCGGUGGACUAAAUCCGGGACUUCUGUGGAUUUGGGCAGGCAGCGCCAGACCCGUUCACCACGAUACCAAACAGACCGUCAAUGGCGAUGGAAGGUGUUUGAAGCUGGAGUACAGUCCCAUUUCAAGAAUUUAUUCUUACAAGGGCGAAGAUUGCGGCUCCAGACAACGAUAUAUAUGCGAACUGUCGAAGGAUGACGAAUCCGCGAAUAAAAUUGAGAGAACGGCCCGGAGACUAUUCGGUAAGGCGGAUUAACGAUUUCGAUACGUACAUCUUUUAAAACUGUACGUUAUACAGUUUCUAAUUACGCUUAUAGAAUGGUAACGUAUCGAAUGAAUUAAUUUAUACGUUUAUUGUCAUGGAUGUGUGAGUGUUGUAUUUGUCCGUUUCUAUCUGUAUAUAUUUGUCAUCGACUUUUGAGA